ACCAACCCCGCCCCCGGUUCACGUCAAAUCUAGCCGCCCGCCUACAACGGUUUUUCCUCCAGUCUACAAAUCAGAGACGAGCAGUCUAACGCCGGCAGCCAAUCGACACCAAGUGCGGGUUAAAGAACCUUGAAAGCGGGAGGUUUGAAUCGCUGGGCGGAGUGGUUGUUGGUAGAGUGGAGAAUUGCGGCCUGUUCUUAUCUGCGGUGGUCACAGGUCGUCCUGCAGCGCUCGCUCCGAGACGUGUCCGGCUCCCUGCCCUGACAGUGAGGGGAAAUAUCAAUGAUCUCCUCCCCCGACUCCCUGUCCUCAUCUACCAACAGACCCUCUUCUUCCUCUGACUCCUCCUGCAGAAACUGAAGGGGUCUUUUAACUAACCUUCGGACAGUCUGGGAGGGGACACUAUGGAGCAACGUUCAGCAAAAGAAAAUCACAAUGGGCAUUCUGGCUGUAACGUAAAGAGUAUGACCGAUGGCCCAAAGCGUAUCCCGGUGUCCCAGCAACAGACUGCCCAUGCAAAGCCAACUGGAACAAGUGGCGCAAGUCAAAGAAUACUUUGCUCUUCAAAUAUUCCUCAGCGAGUCCUUGCACCGAAGCCGGUCUUACCCAAUCAAAAGCAACUGAAUGUACAGCCAACUAAUCAGCCCCAAUCCAAACCUGCAACCCAGGGGCCAAAGACAGGCCAAUCACAGUCAGCUAAUGAAAAUAAAGAACCAGCUCCAACACACAGUACUGCUGAAAAGAAAAUCAAUGCAGAUCAGGGCAAGACUCAAGCUGCUGCUCCUGCCAAGGGAGAAGGUAAAAGGAAGCAAUGGUGUCUGGAUGACUUUGAGAUUGGUCGCCCUUUAGGGAAAGGAAAGUUUGGUAAUGUUUACCUGGCCCGGGAGAAGGAGAGUAAAUUCAUCCUGGCACUAAAGGUUCUCUUUAAAUCUCAGCUGGAGAAGGGAGGUGUGGAGCAUCAAUUGCGGAGGGAAGUAGAAAUUCAGUCCCACUUAAGACAUCCAAACAUUCUCAGACUAUAUGGCUAUUUCCAUGAUGCCACCAGAGUCUACCUCAUCCUGGACUAUGCUCCCCGGGGAGAGCUCUACCGAGAACUUCAGAGGUGCUCAAGGUUUGAUGACCAGAGGUCUGCUACUUAUAUCACUGAGCUGGCAGAUGCACUCCUGUAUUGCCAUUCCAAGAACGUUAUACACAGAGACAUCAAACCUGAGAAUCUGCUCCUGGGCUCCAAUGGGGAGCUUAAAAUCGCUGACUUUGGUUGGUCAGUGCAUGCCCCGUCCUCAAGGAGGACAACACUGUGUGGCACUCUGGACUACUUGCCUCCCGAGAUGAUUGAGGGUCGGAUGCAUGAUGAGAAGGUAGAUCUGUGGAGCCUUGGUGUACUCUGUUAUGAGUUUCUGGUUGGGAAGCCUCCAUUUGAAGCGGAAACUCACCAGGAAACUUACCGGAGAAUUUCAAAGGUGGAGUUCCAGUUCCCACCGUAUGUGUCAGAAGGUGCCAGAGAUCUCGUUUCAAGACUGCUGAAGCACAACCCAAACCAUAGACUGCCCCUGAAAGAUGUUCUUGAGCAUCCCUGGGUUAUACAAAAUUCUAAGCAUUCUAAGACUGUGGAGAGUAAUGCACAAAAAGAUCUAUGAGUGGAUAGGGACUGUGGGCGUCAUGACAUGGCUUCCAGUAGCAAAUGUUUUUCAAACUUUAACAGUAAUUCUUAUAAUCUUCACUCAUAAUAUCUACUCCCACAUCCCCUAGCGUGACCGGAAUGACCAUAAAUCUAUAUACCAUACAUUGAAUGUUAAAAUAACGCUCCUGUUGAUCAGAUUAUGGUAAAUUCAAAAUGGAGAGUUAGAAUUUAAACAUGUUUUAAAGUGGAAAGCUGUAUUCUGGGUUGGGUUGACUGGUGCAAUAGCGAUACGAAUGCCUUGAUGUAUUUAUUUAGGCUGCUGCUGCAGUCUUCAACAGUUGCUUGAAUCUGUGAAUAGGUCAUUGGAUCUACUACGUGUAUAUAUGUUUAAAAAUUGUUUCUCUUUUUAAUGUGUUAUGUCUCCUUUUAUUCUGGCUAUUUGUAAAAGGUAACUUUUCAAAUUUAAAAUAAAAUUAUUUGUUUUGA
Pseudophryne corroboree (corroboree frog) is the source of this 2107-nucleotide messenger RNA. It is a transcript of the gene AURKA, whose product is annotated as aurora kinase A. Lineage: Eukaryota; Metazoa; Chordata; Amphibia; Anura; Myobatrachidae. The coding region runs from base 405 to 1637 and encodes 410 amino acids. Gene Ontology annotation, molecular function: protein kinase activity; ATP binding. The transcript is spliced from 10 exons. Gene Ontology annotation, biological process: protein phosphorylation; mitotic cell cycle; regulation of cytokinesis. The record is from RefSeq and is a predicted model, not a curated record. Gene Ontology annotation, cellular component: chromosome passenger complex; spindle midzone; spindle pole centrosome.